Messenger RNA from Haliotis rufescens (red abalone), 1634 nucleotides. Its product is annotated as neuropeptide FF receptor 2-like. The record is from RefSeq and is a predicted model, not a curated record. Gene Ontology annotation, biological process: G protein-coupled receptor signaling pathway. The transcript is spliced from 3 exons. NCBI's taxonomy places the organism in Eukaryota, Metazoa, Mollusca, Gastropoda, Lepetellida, Haliotidae. The coding region runs from base 277 to 1251 and encodes 324 amino acids. Gene Ontology annotation, cellular component: membrane. Gene Ontology annotation, molecular function: G protein-coupled receptor activity.
AUAAUCAUUGAUUCACGAAGGGUUAAAGUGUCAGUUUAACCUCCACUGGGUGGUGGCGUACUGACGGCGGCCGUGCAUCCACAAGGAGGCUGACGGGGUGAUUACCAGCGAUAGUAAUGUCCAGGUGACACACAGGCUCUGAACAAAGUGACAUCUGUCUCUCGGGGUCGUCCUUCUGGAUACUAUACACAUCUUUACUUCAGUUUUCAGUCCAUGAACAAUAGCCUGGGUGUUGACCUUGUUUGACCUCAACAGUGGCAUGCGUGGAAGUGCUCGAUGGAGGACACUUCUGGGGCCGAGUUCAUCAGUUUCCACAAAGACACUAACAAGCCCGUCAUUGUCGUCAUCAGUGUGGCCUUCACCUUGCUCAUCGUCCUGGGCAACGGUCUCGUGCUGACCCUGUUCGCCACAAAGAAGGAAGUCAGAACACCUAGGAACUCCUAUAUAGCAUUUCUGGCCAUAACAGAUGUGUUGGUCGGUGUCUUCAUCAUCCCCCUCGACAUCCUGCACGAGGUCGGCGCCAUCAAACACACGUCAGCAACGUGCAAGAUCAUGGAAUUCAUGCGCUACUUCGUCCUCACGUCCAACUUGUAUUGUGUAGUUGCCAUAGCAGCGGACAGAUAUCGAUGCAUCGUACACAUGUACGCAAACAAGCCGUCGUUUAAACACGUCAACAUCGUCAUUACCGUCAUUUGGCUCUGCGCAGCAGUUUAUGCCAUCCGGGAACCAUUUACCUAUGACCUCAUAUUCCAGACUGACGUCAAUGUGACGUUAAACAAUUCUUCAGACUUUCUUGUCAUUUGUGGCAUAAGUGAUAAUGACACGAGGCUGAGUGUUUUAAUUCUGGAUUUCUUCGUGCAUUUUGUGAUUCCUCUGUUUAUAAUUAGCUGUUUAUAUAUCAAAAUGACGUUCUGGCUUCUAAAACAGCAGAAUUUAAUUUUUGUCAAUCUACAAGCCAGAAAACGAAAUUACAAGGUCAUCAAGAUGGUGCUUCUAAUUGUUAUACUCUAUACAGUCUGCCAACUUCCGACUCAAAUAUGGCGGGUGUAUGUUUAUACCGGAAAUGACGUCAUUGACAACAGUGGUUACCUCCUGAACACUUUUCUAUUCCUGACUUACACCAAUAGUUGGCUUAACGUUGUUGUGUACGUCAUCUUCAACGACUCUCUUCUGAAGAGACGUCAGGACUUUGUGCCUUGUUGUAGAAGGAGAGAUGUUGGUCCUGCUGUCACUCUCAGCACCAUGUCAUAACAACACGUCACAAAGUAACCGACAGGGAAGAAAUGUACACUGACACAAAUUAGGCGAAGGAAACACGAUUCCUUUAAUUCUCAGCCAACAUUCGUUGUGUUUCAAAGGCGCAACUUCUGUGUUGAUCCUGUUUGACCUUUUGCUCGUCUUGAGAACUAUUUUACAUCAAUAUUAUUAAAAGCAUUUUAGAAACCGCUCUAUCAAUGGAGACAGAGUGACUUAUAAAUUUAGGAACUUAAAUAAACUUUAUAGAGCUUAAUCCUCUCUCAAUCCGUUUCAGUUCAGAUGCGAUACCUUUAUGAAGCAAGUGAUGAAGGAUAGACGACAAUCUCAUUAAAAUCAGACCUCAGUUCUCGCUACCGCUAAACAAAGAUCUGAGGACA